Molecule: messenger RNA, 1421 nt
Organism: Ananas comosus (pineapple)
Lineage: Eukaryota; Viridiplantae; Streptophyta; Magnoliopsida; Poales; Bromeliaceae
Product: cytosolic Fe-S cluster assembly factor NBP35
Exons: 3
Coding region: 126-1169 (347 amino acids)
Biological process (GO): iron-sulfur cluster assembly
Cellular component (GO): cytosol
Molecular function (GO): ATP binding; ATP-dependent FeS chaperone activity; 4 iron, 4 sulfur cluster binding
Source: RefSeq, a predicted model, not a curated record
UGAGGGGGCCAUCGUACAUUUUCAUUAUUCGUUCCAUAAUCUCAAGCGUCCUCAAUUUAGCUGAGGAGUUGAUCGGGAGACAAAGCGCGAGAAAGAGAGAGAGAGAGAGAGAGAGAGGGAGAGAGAUGGAGAACGGGUACCAUGAAAUCCCCGAGAACGCAAACGAGCAUUGUCCGGGGCCUCAGUCGGAGGCAGCGGGGAAAUCGGAUGAGUGCGCCGGGUGCCCUAAUCAGCAGAUAUGCGCCACUGCUCCAAAAGGCCCUGAUCCUGACUUGGUCGCGAUAGUGGAGCGAAUGGCUACCGUGAAGCACAAGAUACUGGUGCUAUCUGGCAAGGGUGGGGUUGGCAAGAGCACAUUCUCGGCCCAGCUCUCCUUUGCCCUCGCCGACACGGACUACCAGGUCGGCUUGCUCGACAUCGACAUAUGUGGUCCCAGCAUCCCCAAGAUGCUAGGACUCGAGGGCCAGGACAUCCACCAGAGCAACCUCGGCUGGUCCCCGGUCUACGUUGAGUCGAACCUCGGUGUCAUGUCCAUCGGGUUCAUGCUCCCUCACCCUGACGAGGCCGUCAUCUGGAGGGGCCCACGCAAAAAUGGGCUCAUCAAGCAGUUCUUGAAGGAUGUUGACUGGGGCGAGCUUGACUAUCUGGUCGUCGAUGCCCCUCCCGGCACCUCUGAUGAGCACAUCUCGAUCGUACAGUUCCUACAGGCAACAGGGAUAGACGGUGCGAUCAUCGUGACCACUCCGCAACAGGUGUCCUUGAUCGAUGUGCGUAAGGAGAUAAGCUUUUGCAAGAAAGUUGGCAUCAAGGUUCUGGGUGUCGUGGAAAAUAUGAGUGGAUUAAAGCAGCCACUUUCUGACCUUAGGUUUGUGAAAUUAGGUGAGGGUGGAGGUGAGAGCGAUGCAACCGAGUGGGCGUUGAAUUAUAUCAAGUCGAAUGCACCGGAGCUACUAAAUCUUGUUGCUUGUAGUGAGGUAUUUGACAGCAGUCAAGGGGGAGCCGAGAAGAUGUGUGGGGAAAUGGCCGUCCCAUUUCUUGGAAAAGUGCCGAUGGAUCCGCAGCUUUGCCGAGCAGCCGAGGAAGGGAGGUCGUGUUUCGCGGAUCAAAAGUGCAGUGUGAGCGCGCCGGCACUGAAAAACAUCAUAGAGAAGCUUCUUCACUCACAGUGAAUCAUGAAUACUGAGAACGUUUGAGCCUGUUUUACCUCUUUAUCUUUUUUAUUAUUUUCCUCUUUAAAUCAUGUUGCUUGUGUGAGAAAGUUUUGUAGAUGUUAUACAUUUUGGUUCUGUGUGAUGGAUGAACUAGUUGCAGGGGAAUGAAAAUCACAAUCCGCAUUUCUGUACUCGUGCGUCACUGUAGAGCUCUUGUUAUUCUCCUAACUUAGUAUUGUGGAUCUAAGUUGUAUAGAUUAUUAGUGUACU